Dictyostelium purpureum is the source of this 393-nucleotide messenger RNA. RefSeq lists its product as uncharacterized. Bases 1 to 393 code for a protein of 130 amino acids. The record is from RefSeq and is a predicted model, not a curated record. The transcript is spliced from 3 exons. NCBI's taxonomy places the organism in Eukaryota, Evosea, Eumycetozoa, Dictyosteliales, Dictyosteliaceae.
AUGAGAAACUCUUUUAAAGUCCAAGAAUCAAAUAAAUAUUUAGUCGAAUCAUGGGAAAAAGCAAAUAAUGAUAGUAAAAAACAUGUUGUAAAUAUAGAUGAAAGUACUUAUAAAUCAAAUCUUACAGGUGGUAAAAUUUCAUUUUUAGAUACAUUAAAACCACAAUUUGAAGCAAUAAAACCAGCAACAUCAUCAGCUACCUCAGGAUCAACUAAUACAUCAUCACCAUCAAACAACUUUGCAUCAAAAAAUAAAUCAUCAUCUUCAUCAACUACAUCAUCACCAUCAACACCAUCAACCAAUACAUCAUCACCAUCAACUAAUAAUGCCAAUAAUGCUCAAUCAAUUGGUGCUUUUAUCCCAAGAAAUAUAAAUAAACCAUGGGGAAAAUAA